GCGCACCGGAGGUGGAGGGGCGGGAGCAGGGGACCUGGGCGGGCGGUGCUGCAGCUGGGGGUGUCUGUCUGUUCCCACCGGACCCGCCCAGAGAGCAGGGGGCCAGGGGCGGCGCCGCUCCAGGCACUGAGCCAUACCUCCUUGCUGGAAUUUGCAGCUCUUAUGGAACCAUUUCUUUGAUGUUACAGCUUAGUAAAGCACCAGAAAUACAGUUCCUGCUUACCUGCCUCCUGUAACAAAGAGACUAUUUCUGAGCCGAACAGAAAAAUGAUAAAGUUUUUUCUCAUGGUGAACAAACAAGGUCAAACAAGACUCUCCAGGUAUUAUGAACAUGUGGAAAUUCAUAAGCGGACAAUGCUGGAAGCUGAAGUAAUCAAAAAUUGCCUUUCCCGUUCAAAAGAGCAAUGCUCUUUCAUUGAAUAUAAGGAUUUUAAGCUGGUGUACCGACAAUAUGCAGCCCUUUUCAUAGUGGUUGGAAUCAAUGAAACAGAGAAUGAGAUGGCUGUAUAUGAACUAAUUCAUAAUUUUGUGGAGGUUUUGGACAGAUAUUUCAGCAGAGUGAGUGAAUUAGAUAAAGUUAACAUCACAGUAGUGCCUUCAGCCACUGUAGAAAAAGGUUCCCAUUAUUACAGGAUUAAACAUGGACUAUAAUCCUGCUUCUAUGGAAGUCAGUGGGAGUUUUGCUGUUGCCAUCAAUGGGAACAAGAGUAUGCCCUUGAUGGGGAAUCUUGGGUAUCGGUCAUGACAGCAGCAAUGAUUGAAAUGUCUUUGUACACACUUAACCACCUACACUCGAAUACUCAGAAUAAUGUUACUUCGAUGCCUUAUUCAAGGAGUAAUAUAUAGCUAAAAUAUAGAAACAUUUUUGUUAUUUUUCAUCUAUUUGUUCUUACACUUCUUUACUGAUGCAGCAAAAGGCAUCAUAUGUAGUUUUCCCCCCAUAACUUCUUAAAAGCAUGUACAUCUACACAUAAGAUAGGGAACAGAUGUCACUGGAACUCUCUUGUUCAUCUAGUAGCAUUAAAAAAAAAUAGUACACUGUCUGUGUUGCAUUCAUGGAAGAUAAAUUAACCAGGAGAGUUCCCCCAAAUUGAAACCAAAGAGUGGCGGAUUGAAUAUCUGCCUUAUGGGGUCCUGUUUUCAUAAUGGGAGUCUUGAGGUCCACAGACAAUUGUGCACUUAGAUUUUUGUAUGUACUUAAACAUGUGCUUAUUUAAGUUGAAGAGGGAUGGACUUAAUUACAUGCGUAAGUUCUUUGCUGAGUUGGGGGACUAAGCGUACAAUUUGGGUAAUUGUACAUACAAAUGGCUACUUAUGCCCCAGUAUGGCUGUAUUUUGUACAUGUAUUUAUCCAAAUUUGAACUUGAAAUCAUUUAGGGUGAUGACAUCCCUGUGAAUCCUAAUUGCCUUUUGUCAGAAUUUUCACACUAGGAGGAAUUUUCUAACUAAUGCAUGGAUAAGAUUAAUCAGAUUUAUACACAUACACACACACUGUUGACACAGUUAGUGGCUGAGAGACGCACACCUGGCAACCUGCUGCAUGCAUUACUUGACAACAGGGUGUGUGGUUACACACUUUAGGGGAACUCUGGUGUAGACUGAAAAUGAUGAUUUUCAAUACUGUUUCAGUGUGCUGAGAGCCUAUGCUAGCCCUUAAACCCAUUCACCUCUUUGUCAGAGAGACCCCAUGAGAAAAUCAUUUUCAGCAAUGGUUCAAAUUUCCAAUUGUAAACCAACCUAAUAGACUUGCCUGGAAAUUUGAAUGGGGGUUUAUGGAAUUUACGGAGCAUAUAAAUAUCUUAUUUGAUAAUAUUGACUUAAGAAAAGGUUCUCAAAUCUUGCUAGUACAACUAUUGGGCCAAAUUCUUGUGCGGUGUAUCUCCACUUAUGUAUUAGGCCUCUUAUCUUUAAUCUUAUAGUACACCAGUACACUCUUUUUGGAGGGAGAGCAGUUUUAUUUUAAAACAUUUUCCUUACAAACUAAAAAAUUCCUGUCUCAUUUAGAGAAAGGAAGAACCUUUUGUGGGCUAGAGGGUAGAGAAAAAACUAAAAGCCAGUUCCUAAGUAUGCUGAGUGAAGUGUGAACAUGUGCCUAUAUAAAUGGUGGAGAUGUGAACCAUUCAGAUUUGCAUCUAUUUUUGAUAGCAGUUUGAAUAGCAGAUAAAUAGACAGAGAACAGUGUAACAUUUGGACUACAAGUGCCUUAGGUGUUAUUGCAGUGCAAACUAUUCCAUCAAAAUGCUAUUUGUAGCAUGUAAACUAACCGUCAUGGCCUGGGAACGAAUCAUUUCUGUUGCCAAAUAGCCUGAGCUGACUCCAGUUUCAUUCAAAAUACCUGAUGAAAAAAUACAAUGUGAAUGUCUGUAGCAGCAAACGCAUAUGCAAGAUAUAUCAUGUGUUAGUACACUGGGCAUCUGGCUAGAGCCUGUGAUGAUUUCCUGCCUCUAUGGUAACACUGAUGUAUACAAAUCCACAUGAAUUUGGUUUUUAAAAGUGAUUGUGUCUUCUUAAUGUUGAAAACAAGAUAAGAACGGAAGAUAACAUGAUCCAACAAAUAUUUUAAAAUUGCAAAGAAAAAUAAUCAGAAUGAUGAUUACCACAUAUUCCAAAUAUAUAAUUCACCAAGAGCUCUCCCUUCCGUGAGGUGCUAAGUACCCACACCUUCCAUUGAAGACAUUGUUUGACUGAGUCCCUAACUCCAAGCAAUCUAUAUAUAGCUACAUAUGAAAGAUGAGGGCAGCACCAGUCUGCAGUGUAGAACUCCAGGGGCUGCCUUAAGGUGCCAAGUGCUCCAGCUCCAUUACCCUAUAUUGCAAAAGCACAUUAUUAGUAAAUCCUGAUAAAUGAUCAUAUUAAAAUGUAAAGCAUACAUUAAAGGUACAUUAAGGUUACACAUUUAAAACCAAAUUUAAAAAAAAAUUCAGGAAAAGCAAAGUGAAGUUUCCAUCCGCAAUGUUAACGCUGUCAGACUGCCCAUUUUAUAUAACAACGGGAACAGUAGCACACUAAGGUAAGACUGCUGCUGCCACUCAUCAGGCCCCAAGAAACAUACAGAUGUGGACUUUAUUUGCAUCUUACAUCUCUUGCUGCAGUUUUAACAACUUAAAUUUGGGGCAAAGAAUUAAGUAAUCCAAUUUAGUACUUGUGAUUAUUCUUAACUAUUGCAAAAGCCCCACAACCUACAAAAGACUACCCCAGUCUGAAAUGAGGCAAGUUGCAGUUCCUUAGAUGUAACCUUCAUCCAGGGAAAUCGGCCUUGAUGGAAGCAUGCAUUUUGUAUCGCAGCCAGAUUCUACAACCUGUCUAUACCCAUUUACCCUGCUGUUUUUUAGCCCCAACUGCUCUCAAACCCACUCUAAAUCUUGGAGAAAAGGGGUCAAGGGCAAAAAAAUUCCCAAUAAAUUAGCAAAACCACAAUUAAAUACUAAUACUAUUCAGAGUACCCAACUAAGAUGUUACAGCAAUCCCAGCUAAACAAGAUGUGCAACAAUCCACAGGAAACCACUAUCCUCCAGUCUGAACACAAGCAAUAACUCCAGUUUUCAAGUCUCUGUAGAGAUAAUAUAUUGCAAGAGAAAACUUAAUUCCUGGUCCCAACUAAAAGCCUGUAUGUGUCACGCAAAUCUACCCUCCCGCCUGUUAACCAAUCAACUACUGUAAGGGAAUGAAUGGAAAAAUCCUGCUGUUUCUCCUACAAGGAGCAAUAUAUGCUUUACUCUAGUCCAAAAAAACUAUGUGAAAGAAGAAGAACCUUCCAAGUUAAUGCUAAGGUUUACAUUGUUUACUGCCCCAAAAGUGUUAUUUUUAAUAAUGUAAACUUAACAGGAAAAGUCAGUGUAACUUUCAUUAAAAGCAAAGGGCUGGAUCCAAGCUUUUCCUAUCAAAUUUAAAAUAAGACAAGUAAGAGGCUGUAUGAACAUAUAUUUAGUCAUAUUUUUACCAGCAUUUUUCAUCAAAUUAAUGUUUUAAUAUAUUCUCCAAGGCCACAUUCCUGAAAACAUUUAUGUGUGUGCCUGUUUAACUUUAAGCACGAGUAACCCAAUUACUGAUUUCCAUGAGAUUACUCAUGUGCCUAAAGUUUUGGGUAAGUAAGUGGCUGCAAGAUCACAGCUUUAAACAUAUUGCACAUAGCAACAAUGAAAACUGAUGACACUAGUCAAUUAAAGGGUGAUAUUUUAAACAACCACUUCAUUUUAUUAAAUUCUGAGUAGCCAUUUGUUUUGAGAGCAGCUUUUAUAUGUAAAGAGGCUAGAUAAUGGUUGAGACAAGUUUCCACUUUUAGUCUGGGAAUUAGUUAUUCUGCACAUAAUUAAGAAUCCACAUGAAGCAAAGAUCAUGAUAUUUUCAGAACUGUAUUUUAAAUACAUUUUUAAAACAACUUCUACCAGAUGUGCUGAUGGACCAUUUAAAUGAACAACAGUGUUAAUACCAUUAAUAAUGAAAUGUUUCUGUUUAGUGUUUUAAUAGCCCUGAUUUUUUAUACACAGAACCAGAUCUUAAGUGGGUCAAAUUUUACUAAGCUCUUAAACAGUUGCAGUUUAGAUGGCAUAGGAGCCACUUUCUGGUUGUGAUGAGUCACUACAAGGAUUAAGAAAGUGACAAUUGAAAGUGUUAUCACAGCAGUUUUGUGUAGACUAGAUGCUGUUAUGUGUAGGAGUUGUUAAAAUUAAGAAAAGUUAGUUUUCUACUGUUUAAAUUGACAAAACAAGGUUUAUUCUGAACCAGAUAUUAGCCUGUAUAAAAAACAGGUGUUUAUGUUUCUGUCUGGAUCCCCAGAGAACCAAGAGUCUGGAGACCAAUUUCCUGAGUUAAGAAAAUCAUUGAGUCCCAUUGUGAUUAGCCUACUAUUUAUUUCUGGACAACUGAAAAACAUAGAUAUAGGGAAUUUCCCAAGUGAAUCCGUCAGACACUUUAAUGUCCACUAAAGUAGCAGUUUCAAACUUUAAGUUUGGGCAAUUUUAAGUAAUCAGGAGAAAAAUUAUAAUGUUACAGUGUUGGUUCAAUGAAUAGUUUAGGCUCAAUGUUUAUAAGUAUAUACUUCAAUUUACACUGUAAAAGAAUUGGAUAAAAUGGAAACCUAAUAGGAUUCAUUUCAAAUAAUUAUCACAAUAAGAGAGAAGCCCUCUCCAGGACCAUAUGUGUUGAACUAGCUAAAGGCUCUCCCAGCAGACUUUCACCUUGACUGUGAUCAGUCAGUUUUCAACCCUCCAUCCAGAAUGUAUGAUCAGAGGAGGAGCCAACAGUUAGUGCUCCAACAUCAGGAUGAGACAAAUGUUCUGGAAUUUACAAGUACAGUCAGUCUCCUUCUUAAUAGCAGAUUUUAAGAUAGCCUCCUGAGGCGGAAAUGUCAGUGACUGAAAUUUCUGUGCCAGUACGUAGUCCAGAAGUUACUUAAUAAGAGUGACAGAGGGUCCUGUUGCUUUUUACAGAUUCAGACUAACACGGCUACCCCUCUGAUACUUAAUAAGAGUGAUCAUUAGUAAUGAUAAAGUCAAGUAGUGAGAUGUUUGAAGGGGUGGGAUUCACCAGGAGGACUUGGGCACUUCAGUGUCUAACAUUUAGGUACCUUGGCGCCUAAUGGAAUUUGCAAUCCUGAGUUAGGUGACCAGCACAAUGCCUGGGGAGUUAGGCACCUAAGAAUGGGAUCCACAAAAGCCAACACAUUGAGCAGGGAGAUACCUAAGCUAGCCAGUAGGAAAUGUGGUAUGGUGGGGCCACUCAAAAGGAGUUAGAGGCCAGAUUCACAGAGGUGAUUAGGCACCUAACUUCUUUUGAAAUCAGUGUAAGUUAGGAGCCUGUGGAGCUGGGCGUAGGUACGGAAGUAUGGGCUGGAAGGAGGCACCUCCCUCCACUUGGGAUUCAGAGCCAGGAACCCUCUCCUGGAGUUAGGUGCUUAGGUCAGGUCAGCCAUUUGUCAAGAAAAGCUGAGGAGCAGGAGUCUCCCUCCCCACCAACAACCACCUUUAGCCCAGUGGUUUAGGGCACUCACCCAGGAUGUGGAGACCAGGGAUCAAAUUCCCACUCUGCCUGAUAUAGGGCAGGGACUUGAAUUUGGGGGGUUGAGAGUGUCAGUGGUGUUUAAAUGAUAGACUUAAGCACCUAAAGUAGCAAUGAGGUGCUUCAGUCCCCCUUGUGAAUCUAACCUGUGGUUGAAAAUGAAUGGCCAUGAAGGAAAUUUAUGUUGUACAUCAGUUACUUAAAGGCAAAUUGUCUAUCGCCUAAGCACUCAAGCUGUGGUCUGCAGAUCACUUGCUAGUGUUCCUGGGAGAGCUGGUUGCUCAUAAGGUGCUGGCUCCUCCUCAUUGCCAAUUUAGACCACAUGUACCCAUUCCCCUACCUUCAAAUCAGAGAAAACCCUCCGAUACUUUAAAUGGUGCCACCUUCUGAAGGAGAAAAUAUUCUCUUUGAUAUGUACAUUUGCACCCGCAUCUUGAUGCGCCAGAGUUCAAAGCCAGAUGGCAAGCAUAUCUGCUUAUUUCACUGUUGCUGCAUGGUAAAGUGAUAGGGGGGGCAGAGGGAAAGCAAGA
Chrysemys picta bellii (western painted turtle) is the source of this 6527-nucleotide messenger RNA. NCBI's taxonomy places the organism in Eukaryota, Metazoa, Chordata, Testudines, Emydidae. The record is from RefSeq and is a predicted model, not a curated record.